Molecule: messenger RNA, 1196 nt
Organism: Parus major (Great Tit)
Lineage: Eukaryota; Metazoa; Chordata; Aves; Passeriformes; Paridae
Gene: PDK2
Product: pyruvate dehydrogenase kinase 2
Exons: 10
Coding region: 99-1130 (343 amino acids)
Biological process (GO): regulation of glucose metabolic process; protein phosphorylation
Cellular component (GO): mitochondrion
Molecular function (GO): pyruvate dehydrogenase (acetyl-transferring) kinase activity
Source: RefSeq, a predicted model, not a curated record
CCCCGUGUCCCCCCGUGUCCCCAGGCUCCAGCAAUGCCUGUGAGAAGACAUCGUUCGUGUUCCUGCGCCAGGAGCUGCCCGUGCGCCUCUCCAACAUCAUGAAGGAGAUCAACCUGCUCCCGGACCGGGUGCUGCGCACGCCCUCCGUGCAGCUGGUGCAGAGCUGGUACGUCCAGAGCCUGCUGGACAUCAUGGAAUUCCACGACAAGGACCCCGAGGACCAAGCCACGCUGGGACAGUUCACGAACGCGCUGGUGACAAUCCGGAACCGGCACAACGACGUUGUCCCCACCAUGGCGCAGGGCGUCAUCGAGUACAAGGAGACGUACGGGGACGACCCCGUGUCCAACCAGAACAUCCAGUACUUCCUGGACCGCUUCUACCUGAGCCGCAUCUCCAUCCGCAUGCUCAUCAACCAGCACACCCUGCUCUUCACUGGCAGCACCAACCCCGCGCACCCCAAACACAUCGGGAGCAUCGACCCCCACUGCAACGUGGCCAACGUGGUGAGAGAUGCCUACAACAUGGCCAAGCUGCUGUGUGACAAAUACUACAUGGCCUCACCCGACCUGGAGAUCGAGGAGGUCAACGCCUGCAACGCGGAGCAGCCCGUGAACAUCGUCUACGUCCCGUCCCACCUGUACCACAUGCUCUUCGAGCUCUUCAAGAACGCCAUGAGAGCCACGGUGGAGAGCCACGAGAACAGCCCGCGGCUGCCGGCCAUCAGGGUGAUGGUGGCCCUGGGCCAGGAGGACCUGUCCAUCCGGAUGAGUGACAGGGGCAUGGGGGUGCCCCUGAGGAAGAUCGAGCGGCUCUUCAGCUACAUGUACUCCACAGCCCCCACCCCCCAGCCGGGCAGCGGGGGUGCCCCCCUGGCCGGGUUUGGCUACGGGCUGCCCAUCUCCCGCCUCUACGCCAAGUACUUCCAGGGGGACCUGCAGCUCUUCUCCAUGGAGGGCUUCGGCACCGACGCCGUCAUCUACCUGAAGGCGCUGUCCACGGACUCGGUGGAGCGGCUGCCCGUGUACAACAAGUCGGCGUGGCGGCACUACCAGGCCAGCCAGGAGGCGGGGGACUGGUGUGUGCCCAGCACCGAGCCCAAGAACACCUCCACCUACCGCGUCCCCUGAGCCCCCCGCGCCCCCCCGGCCGCCCAGGACCCCCCGGCCCCACUCACGGGGUGACCCCCGGUGCCC